Monopterus albus (swamp eel) is the source of this 2811-nucleotide messenger RNA. Its product is annotated as adhesion G protein-coupled receptor F5-like. Gene Ontology annotation, molecular function: G protein-coupled receptor activity. Bases 1 to 2811 code for a protein of 936 amino acids. Gene Ontology annotation, cellular component: membrane. The transcript is spliced from 11 exons. The record is from RefSeq and is a predicted model, not a curated record. Gene Ontology annotation, biological process: cell surface receptor signaling pathway; adenylate cyclase-activating G protein-coupled receptor signaling pathway. NCBI's taxonomy places the organism in Eukaryota, Metazoa, Chordata, Actinopteri, Synbranchiformes, Synbranchidae.
AUGGCCACCAUUGUUGUCGGCUCCGGAAGCCACUGGACCUACCUUGUUGAUGCCAUGGUGAAUGCCUCUGAUAUAGAAACAUUUGAGCAGAUUCUGUAUUCCUUGAAUACUACUAGUGUUCCCAUACAUCUUGAUAACAACACAAAUAUCUCUGACAUUAACAUCACAACAGUGUGUUCAUCAACUAGCAAUGGCAUCCAGUGUAGAUGUGAGGAGCAAUUUGCUUGGCCAUACAGCACAUGUGUCACUUAUGGAGCCUGUGAUCACAUAUCCAGUGGCAUUUGUAAAUGUAUCAAUGCCGUGCCAGCUGAACUUCAGUCCUGCCAACCAUUAUCAGCACUACUAGCACAGGUUGAGUAUGAAGUCGAUGUGGAGCUCAUUCUGAAAGAUGCUGGGGUAGUGGACUACCUUAGAAGACUACUGAGCAAUGGCAGUUUUUUCCUGGCUCUGGGUCCUACUGUGAAUGUGACAAAUAUUAGCAUCACCACAGUGUGUUACCCAAAUGGCAGCAACUUCCAGUGCCAAUGUGAGGAUAAUUAUGUUUGGUCAUAUAGAAACUGCAUUACAUAUGGAGCCUGUGAUAAGAUCACUGAUGACACAUGCAGCUGUAUCAGCAGAAUCCCGUCUAAUGAGCAGUACUGCCAACCAAAGACAGUUGUUUAUGAAUACCUCAUCUCUAUUGAGUUGAAUGUCUCAGAUGCUGCAGUAAUAAAUCAACUGAGGACCAUCCUGAGCAACAUCAGCUACCCCAUCAGCAUCAACAGCCACAUACAAAUCUAUGACAUUCACAUUUCUACAGACAAAUACAAUUCAUACCACAACUACUGCCGGCAUCCCCACCGCAACUACCGCCGGCAUCCCCACCGCAACUACCACCACUUUCCCUGCCACGAUGAUUACCAUGUCUACUACCACUAUCCCCCCAAGAGGGACUACUUCAGGUGCUACUACUAUCCCCACCAUAACCACUACCACUACUACUUCCAGAAUCACUGCAACCAGUACCUUAUCAACAACCACAACAACUGUUAUCUUGCCAACGCCAGCACCAGAGAAGGAAGUGUAAUUACAGACUUUGUUGUCCAGACAACACAAGUUAGUGUGGAUGAAAUAACUGAAGCAAAUAAUAAACUCCCAGAAGCAAUGAAGCCCAUUGCUCCUGUCAUUGGCUCAGUUUCUACAUUUUACAAAAGUGUUAAAUGUAAUGAUACUCAGUAUGGGACUGGACGAAAAGGGGACAGAUCAAGCUCAGAGUGUAAAAAAGGUCAAGAGGGGAGCAAGACUGCGGUCUGUCAGGAAACAGGAGAGUGGAAACUUGUGAGAGACACAUGCAUCACAACAAAAAUCAAGGAAUUAUUAAUUGAAUCACAGAGUUUGGGAGUGAAAGAAGUGCCCCAUUUUGUGGUGGAUCUAAGUCAAGCUGUUCAGCAAGACAAAGCCGAAAUUAAACAUUCAUCUGCAACCAUAUCAGCUGUCAUUACCAUGAUAAAUACAAUUGCAAAUGUUUCCACUGCAGUUAAUGUUACUGUCAUGCAGGAUAUCCUAGAAACUGUUGAUGUCAUUAUUGGUAAUGAUACAAGAGAGUCCUGGGUAGUUCUGAAUGCAAAUAAAACCCACAAUUCCAGUUCAGCAUUGCUGGGUUCAAUGGAGACUCUCUCUAAUGAGUUAGUUGGUGAGUUUGACAUCAAGACUCAAUGGAUCGUGCUCAACAGGACCUCAUUCAGUAACUCCUUCAGGGCAGACCUGAAUUCAGUUACUAUAAACAUUCCAAACACCAACAUUACCAAUGCCAUUAUUACCACCAUCACUUUUUUCACCCUUAAUAAUGUUAUGCCAGCACGGAAUUCCACAUUUAACACCAGCCUCUUCAACAUCACCACCGAUGUAACUGACAAUGGUAACACCAUCAAUGCUGCUGUGGUGCUUGUCAAAAUAAAUGCAACAAUUCAGAAUGUCACUCUGAGCUAUGAAAAGCUGAACAACUCCCUGACAUGGAGCCCACAGUGUGUCUUCUGGAACUUCACACUCUUUGAUCAACUCGGUGCCUGGGAUGAUACAGGGUGUAAGUUUGUUUCUGACAUAAACAAUAAUGUGACCUGCACCUGCAACCACAUCACCUCCUUUUCACUUCUGAUGGCAACAGAUGUCCCUCCACCACUGAGAGAAGCCUUGGAUAUAAUCACUUAUAUUGGAGUUGGGAUAUCUCUGGGAAGCCUAGUUAUAUGUCUCAUUAUUGAAGGCUGUGUUUGGAAAGCCCUUACCAAAAACACCACUGCCUUCAUGCAUCAUGUUUCCAUCAUUAACACCGCCCUGUCUCUGCUGAUCACUGACAUCUGUUUCAUCAUUGGUGCCGCUAUUGCUAAGAAUCCCCUUGAAAACCCAGGGGAGGACUAUAACGUUCCACUUGGACCAUGUAGUGCAGCAACAUUUUUUAUGCACCUUUUCUACCUUGCUCUGUUCUUUUGGAUGCUUGUGUCAGGCCUUCUGCUCUUAUACCGGACAGUCAUGGUCUUCUCCCACAUGUCCAAAGCAACCAUGUUGGCCAUUAGCUUUAGUUUAGGCUAUGGCUGCCCUCUGAUUAUAGCUGUUAUCACUGUUGCUGCCACGGCACCAGGAAAAGGAUACAUCAGGAAAACCAAGGCGUGCUGGCUCAACUGGGCAGAGACAAUGGCCCUGCUUGCCUUGGUGAUUCCUGCCUUGACCAUCGUUUUCAUCAACAUUUUAAUUGUAAUUGUUGUCAUAUACAAAAUACUGAGAAGAGGUGUGGGAGAUACGUUCAACUCACUACAGGUAUUUGCACCUGUUAUCUGA